ACUCCGGAACCAAGUGACAGCCGUAUGUUUCUGAACGGAAGCUUUUAGAGGCUGGAAAACGUCAUUACCAACUAGUAUGCUAGCCUAGCUUCAUCUAGCCUGUCUGUCUAACGAUUUUAUAGUAGUAAUUCAACCUGUUUUUUACUUCAACGUUUAGGUUUAGAGAUGGAAAACAAUCAACUGUCCAAAGAAAGCACGAACCGGUCCGACCUGGUUUCUGACGACGGCAAGAACAGCAAGUCUGUCGUGUGUCAACGCUGCGGAUCCAAGGUGCUCUGCCCAGGGAUGGCUGUGUUUGCAGAGAAAGAGCUGUUCCUACCAUCCAUGCGUAAAAAGAGCGGUCUCAGCAGCACGGAGGGCUCAGUGGAUGGAGACACUCUGACCGCCCACUGGUUUGUGGAUGACAUGUACACUUUUGAGAAUGUGGGCUUCACUAAGGACGUUGGGAAUAUCAAGUAUCUCAUCUGUGCAGAUUGUGAGAUUGGACCAAUUGGCUGGCACUGUUUGGAUGACAAGAAAAGUUUCUAUGUCGCAGUGGAAAGGGUGAAUCAUGCAUAAUCUAAAUGCAUAUGUGAGCCCACAAGAACUUUAAAAAAAGAAAAAAAAAACCUGUCCGAAGGCUAUGCAUCUUUUCAUGGAUUUACACUCAGAGUUGACCACCACCUUAUCCGUCGCACACACUUACAUAUACUGUACUGAUAUGUGUACAUUGUUCGUGAUAACAGGACUGUGUCGCUUUCAUUCUCCCGUAUCACACUGACAAAAGUAUUCCCAUCCUGUUCUAAUAAAGAUGUUUUUGGGGAAGCUGAU
Acanthopagrus latus (yellowfin seabream) is the source of this 810-nucleotide messenger RNA. RefSeq names its product RAB interacting factor (gene rabif). The record is from RefSeq and is a predicted model, not a curated record. Gene Ontology annotation, biological process: small GTPase-mediated signal transduction; post-Golgi vesicle-mediated transport. Gene Ontology annotation, molecular function: guanyl-nucleotide exchange factor activity; zinc ion binding. NCBI's taxonomy places the organism in Eukaryota, Metazoa, Chordata, Actinopteri, Spariformes, Sparidae. The transcript has 3 exons. Gene Ontology annotation, cellular component: membrane; cytosol. Bases 166 to 558 code for a protein of 130 amino acids.